Messenger RNA from Plasmodium cynomolgi strain B, 786 nucleotides. RefSeq lists its product as hypothetical. The record is from RefSeq and is a predicted model, not a curated record. The transcript has 2 exons. The annotation marks the transcript as partial. NCBI's taxonomy places the organism in Eukaryota, Apicomplexa, Aconoidasida, Haemosporida, Plasmodiidae.
CGGUGCUCAUCCAGGACUUAGACGGCCUCACAGUUCUCGGCGCAGCGAAGCGAAGCUCAUCUGCACUGUCCCCCACCAACCACACACAUACACUCUGCAGAGACGCGAAGAACAAGCGGCACAUGCAGGACAUACGCGAAAACAUGCACAAAUAUUUCAGGGCCUACUUCGAGACGGUGCUGAGCAGUGGUGAAAGUGGCCGUAGAAGCGGCGGCGAAAGAGGCAGUGGGAGUAGCGGAGAAAGAGGCAGUGGGAGCUCCCCCUGCUGGAGGCACGAACUAACCAAAAUCAUUUUGCUCAAGUUGGCUUGCCCCGAAAUUCUCGACAUACUAAAUAAGGAAAGCAUAAAGGAGAUGCUCAAAAAUGUUAAUAAAUCAGUUCGAUACAAUCCAAGUCUGUUGAUCCUGCUUAAGGACGAGUUUCUGCAGUUAUUGAAAAAUGAGUCUUCCAUGUACUACCACUUAGUGAGUGAAAAAGUUUUGCAGAUAGUGGCGGAGAAUACGAAACGUAUGGAUGUCACUUAUGAUGAUAUUGAAAAGUAUUACGUCACUUUGCAUUCCUUUUUCUGUGGGGGAGAUUACACGGAGGUGAAAUUUUGGGUAUCGUUAAUUCAUGCCUUUACCAACAUAGCGAUAUGUUGUCACGACUUUUCCGAAAGUGUGUUACGUGUGUACUCUGCAUUUCUUUCGAGAAGCGACGUAACUCUCAUGCUGAAGCACAUCGUCACUGAGCACGUUGGGAUGAUAAAGAACGUGUUUUACGCAAAGGAAGGGUUUUUUUUUUCCU